UAGUCUGUUUGAACUUAGAGUGGUUCAUGUAGUGCAAUAAUACAGAUUGACAACACAGAGAUCAGAGAAGGCUUAGGGUGAACAAGGCCAGUCGUAAGUUGAACACCAACCCAAAAGACACGUGACACCACAUAUGACACUGCACACCCAAUGAUAUUGUGUAUAUUUAUCCCAUUUCACUGAAUGUAAUUAUAGUAAUGCUGUUUUUAGACUAUAGUCUUUCGGUGCCCAGAGACGCUUGCGUUGAAUGCAGUGCUGGAAACGCAUCCCGUUCACUUUACAUGGGCUUACGUCAUCCUUUGCCCAAGUGAAUUGUAGUUCCGUUGCGUUGCUUUGCUCCUGUCGCCUUCGUCAAAAAGUUAAUAAAUUUUCAACUUUUGCUGCACCAACGGACAGCAAUCUAAGGCACCAGCCAAUCAAAUUACGGUUAUGCUUAAAGGCGUACACCAUAGUGCACACCCCCGACUGUCAGGAAAACCCACUGGCAUGCAGUAACGCAAGGCAAGCGUGUGAAUCUAGCCUUAGUAUCGUAGUGGCGCAUUGGUUGUAUGCAAUGUACAUUAUACAUUGGACAUUAUAUGUCAUUAACCGAAACUACACUAAUCUCAAUAACAGUGGCAGAGGAUAGAACAUAUUACAAGCAGUGUAUAGAUCUAGAAUAGGAAUAAAUCUAACAAGUCACAAUUUUGACAGCCUCAACAGUUAGUGGUAGUGUCUUGCUUUGUUAUCAGUUAUUAAGUUCUUGAGAGAACCACACAAAGUCUUUUAAACUUAUGGUCAGUAUCAGUUGAGAUGUGCUGCUUCUGCUGCCUGUCAUUGGCUUCCUGAGUUCAGUGGAGUGAGGAGAAGAGUGAGGAUCAGGAGGGCUCCACUGAAAAGACAUUACCACAGACGCAGAAAGUGAAGAAAGGCCGGAGGGAACGUCAUGAGGCUGAGAAGAAGGUGGAGUCUACCGCCGCGUCAGGUCUGCCGCCACCGCCUCCUCCGUUAGAGGAGUCAGCGGGUGGGGUGCUUCCUGGGAAAUCGGAGCCAAUGGACCCUUCCGGCAGAGCCAGCUCCGAAGCCCCAGAACCCUCCACGAAGCAACGGCGGUCCAUCAUCCGGGAUCGUGGGCCGCUGUACGACGACCCCUCGCUACCACAGGGCUGGACGCGUAAACUCAAACAGCGCAAAUCAGGCCGGUCCGCCGGCAAGUAUGACGUCUACCUAAUCAACCCAGAGGGUAAGGCAUUCCGUUCCAAAGUGGAGUUAAUGGCGUACUUCCAAAAAGUUGGGGAUGCCACCACAGACCCCAAUGACUUUGACUUUACUGUCACCGGUCGAGGGAGCCCCUCCCGACGUGAAAAAAAGCCUCCAAAGAAACCCAAGGUGGUGAAGCCAUCGGGAAGGGGACGGGGUCGCCCCAAAGGUAGCGGCAAGCUGCGACAAGUCACAGAAGGGGUGGCCGUCAAGCGCGUUGUGGAAAAGAGUCCUGGAAAACUGUUAGUCAAGAUGCCCUUUGGAGCAGCCAAAGCAGAGGCCACUACCUCAGGGCUCAUCGCCGUCACCAAAAUGCGGCCGGGGCGGAAACGCAAGUCCGAAACGGAGCAACAGACCGCACCGAAGAAACGCGGCCGCAAGCCUGCGUCCGCGACUGUGGGCGGAACAAGUUCAGGCAUGUCAUACGCUGCGGCGGCCAUCCUCUCGGCCGAGGCAAAGAAAAAAGCCCAGAAGGAGUCUUCCAUGAAGCCGGUGCAGGAGCGAGCACUGCCCAUCAAGAAGCGCAAGACGAGAGAAACCAUUGAGGGGGCCGAGAGCCCUGGCCCUGCCACCUCAGAGACUGGCACAGGGGCUGGGACUGGGACUGGGGUGACGAAGAAGAGCAGCGGUCCGACAACAGCGACGACCACAGCAGAGGGAGGAGAGGAGGCAGAGCACGGGCGACUUCCCAAGAGUCCGGGGAGGAAGCACAAGGACGUCCCUCAGGACACCGGUAACGGAGCCAGCGGGAGCAGCAGCGGCACUGGCCCUGGCACCGGGUCUGGCACCGGAUCUGGUACCGGGUCUGGCAGCGGCAAAAUGACCCUGAAGAAGAAAGACCGCGGAGGCCAGCAGUUGAAGCACCACCAUCUCCACCACCAACACCCGCACCAACAGGACCCGCUACUGGAGCAGCAGAUCGCCUCCUUCUCUCCACAGGCGCACCAGCUCUCCCUUGGCCACAGCACGCAGGGGGGCCCUCCAGCCUACCUGGAGAGCGAGCCUCAGGACCUGAGCACGACCACGCGGAUGAGGCAGGAAGUAAUGACCUGUCAAGCGGAGACCCGAACCGGAAGUUGUGCCUCCAAAACAACGCAGGUGGUCACGUCCGACCUAAAAGGCAAGCACCAGGCCAGCGAGGCCGGGGAGGUGAGGGAGCUGAAAGACAUUGUGCCCCCCUCCGCAGUGCCCAGACCGAGCAGGGAGGAGACAGUGGAAUCCAGGACACCAGUGAGUGAGAGAGUAAGCUGACUGACUGAGCAGCGCUGUGUUUGGGGAAAGAGUGGAUGGCAGAUGAGAAAGGAGGAUUUUUUUUUCGAUUUCAUUUUCCAAAAAAAAAAAAAAAGAAACAAACAUGAUGGCGACAAAAAAAAAUCUAAACAAAACACACAUACACACACACACAAACACAUAACCCACACAACCCACACGAACACAAAAUGUAUACGUACUUAAACUAAAAGGCAGCUGAUAUGACAUGUUCUCUCUGUGGGUUGGGCAGUUUGAUAUAACAAAAAAACAUUGCUUCCUGGUUAGAAAUUCCAACUUUUAAGAAAUGGCUCCUGUGUUUGUUUUUUGUAGUUGUUUUUUGUACAGUCACGUAUCAUCCCACAUCUAAACCAUUACCAAAGCUCUUCUCAAGGCUUCAAGGUAAUGACAAGCGUUCACAUCAGUAUCUGGCCAUAUUUUAAUACUACACGCCCCUCUUGGCUUAAUCAACCGUAAUCACUUUUUCCUUGUUUCACUGCAGUCAGUGGGUAUGUAAAACGUGAACUGUAGGUGUUCCACUUUACUUAGAGCGCUAUAGGCCUAGCUGCUUUUUACCUAGACAUCAAAUGUUGUUCCUCACCCAUAGGUUUUAACUGAGAAAGAUGAUUGAAAGAUGACUGAUAAGAACUUAAGUUGAAGUGCUGUUCAGAGAUAUCUGAUGGCAAAUGUGUAUUUAUGGUGAUAGAUUAGUCAUUUGAGGUCAGGUAUUUCUGUUUUCGACAUGAAGGUCUAACCAUAUCAUCCUUUCACAAGGAUGCAUCUGCAGUGGACAGGAGAGGCUUUUCUUUUUAAAGUAUCAGAAGAUGGUCAUGUUCAGGCUGGCAUAAGAGCAUGGCACUUUUCUCUCUUGUUUUCCUUAUUGUCUGAUGCAUAGGAGGCUAAAGCACAAACAAGAGAAAAUCUUUGGAAGCACAGUCUAGAUACUCUCCCCCCUCGGAAAUGAGCAGUAGGCUAAACGUGCUUGCCCACAAAUUUAACCCUGAACCAUAAACCCCCGGCACUCUGGGUUUUUUUUUUGUCUAUUAUCAGUCAUCCUGGUUAAAAAAAAACAAAAAAAAUCAGCAGCACUUUGCAUUAUGGAACAAUGUUAUGGAACAGAAGACGUAAACAAAGCUCUAUCCAAAGCUUUUGCCAGCAUGUCACAAAUUAGUGUGCUUUGUCAUUAAUGUAUGGGGUGGGAUAGACUCGAUAGAUAGUUGGCUCUUUGUGAAGUCUUUCUCUGAUGGCUUUAUGCCAGGUCCAUUUCAACCAUAAUGUUGCAAAAUAGAGUAGAAUGUGUAUCUAUUUUCAAAUAAUUUAUACCUAAAUGAUUGCCUAACUUUUUCAAGCCAAUGUAGUGCUUAUGACUAUUAAUCCAGUACGCUGGUACCAUGAGAUAUUCCUUGACUGAAAAUCAACAUAAAUUCUGGUUCAAGUUGAGAGAGAUUUACUGAUUCCUGCACAGAAUUUCAAGCUGUGAAGAUGAUUUCUUCCACAAAAUGAACAUCAGUAGAGGAAUACAGUUCAAGGAAGCUAUUCGUUUAGUCAAGGGGGUUUGUUUAUUGAAGAACGUAAUAACCCUAGACAGCAUAUGUAAAUUAAACCUGAUUUCAUUGCAGAAGAAAUGCACCUUAUUUUUAUGAUGGUUAAACUUGGUUCAACUUGUUGUGAAAAACAAAUGGGUUCUAUCAAGACCAAGCAGAGCUGAGGCCCUUUCCCACCGUACGCAGACAAUCUGUUGGUUUACCUAACGUGACAUGGCUCUGAUUUCCCUUUCAUGUCCGGAGGUUGGGACUGUAACAAAACCCAAGGAAUUUGGAAACAGGUUAACAGUUAUUCCAAAAUAUGUUUUCUGCACAGUGCAACACAGACUAUCUUGCACUGGGCUAGCAUACUACUAUCAACUUAUUGUAGAAUUGUUCGUGUCCAAAAUUAGACUGGUGUACAGUCUCUAAAAGCCUUUCCCACUUAUAAAAACCCAUAUUACCGUGGGUAAUUGCACACUGGUUGUGUAAUUGUUUGAAGUAAUGAAAAUGCACAGUUGCCUGAAGACAUUAAUCAAGGUAUAUAUUUUUUAAAGAUAAUUAGGCCUAAAUGUUCUGUUUUGGACAUAGUGAGUAUAUAUGCACACUCCAUUAAAUAGAAAUGACAUAGUCCUUCAGUACAGACUGAAUACCAAAACCCCUUGCAAGUUACGACAGACCUGUUAUAACCGCACAAGAUGUGCUGAUUCAGUGCUGCAGAUGCAACAUUUUUCACAUUUGCAUGUGAAUACACAGAUCUCUUGAUCUUUUCUAUUAAGUGUUAAGUUGUAUGUAAAAUAUAUACAAUUUUCACUCGUAUCAUACAUUUACAUCUACACAUGUUGAUCUUAUGACUAGUGACAAUCACUAAGAAUUUAGUUUGGCAAAACAAAAAUGUUGCCUUUUUUGCUUUUGUUUUAAUACGCUCUCACUGUUGCAUAAUGUGGAAAAAAAAGCCUUGAAAGGUAAAACAAAAUAGAUUGCCUCAUCCUCCACUUGCUUUCCCCUCUUUCUCGACCCCAACAAGUGGGACGGGACAUGGAGAAAAAUUGAGCAUCUCUGCUCAAAAAACAAGGGCUACGUCAUAUUUUCAACCUGGCAAAAUGGUAGUGGUAGCAAAAAAUUACAGCAAAGUAAGAAAGAUCUGAGAAACAGCCGAGAACAUUUAUGGUAUCACACCAUUACAAAUGACUUUGAUAAGGAAAAGGGGAACUUGACCGUUUUUGUCUCACUUUUGUAUUCCGCAUCAGAAUUCAACAUUUUAGUACCUGAGGCAGACAACCUGACUGAAAUGUUGGGCGUUGUCUCGUACAACUGACUGACCUGGAGGGGGAAGCCAGGGGAGGAUGUGGGUAGCUACUGUUCACUCGGUGAAGCAAACAAAUACAACAAGUUGGUCACAAAGGUGACUAAUAUCAAUACUGUCAGAUUUGUGCAACAUGACAUUCAGUUAGGGAAAGUAUGUCACAUGAAAUAUUAAAGCAAAAGAGCAUAGCCUUGCAAAACCUCCAGACAUGAACUGCAAGUGUUAUGCGUUCCGGAAAAAAGUCUACAAACUGCACUGUUGACUUUAGGAAACCAACAAAAGCUGCAUCCAUAUGAAAUCAGUGGGCUGGCUGCAACAGAAAGGGUAGUGCCUUGCUAUAGAGAUUGACUUAUGUGAUUAGAAGUGGCCUUCGAUGAAAAUACUUAUCUUUCAACCCAAUAAAGACAAAAAAAUCUGUAGUGUACUGAUUGAUCAUUUUUAAAUGUGGGAUCUUGCAUUGCCAACUACUGAAAAUAUAAUUUUGGUCAGUAACAGGUUGUUUGUGAAUGGUUUGUGAAUUAUAUAACCUGAUAUCCUUUUAUUUUCCUUGUGAUACUUUUGUAUGCUUGAGGCCCUUUGUCAUACACAGGGCAGCAAGUAAGAACCACACUCAUGAGACUGUUUCAUGAGCCUCUGGCCAUGGGAUAUGCUAUCUAUGGAAUGUCAUUGUGUUUCCCUUCACUCCAAAUACAUGCUAUAUAAUGUAUGUGCACAUGUAUCUGUAUGCAUGAGUACCACUAGCGAAUAGGACAUUGCUUGCCCUAUGAUGUUCUAAUUCUUUGAGGAACCAUACCCCAUUCAAAAGCUCUGGUCUCACCGAAAUGGACUGGUUAUUUAGCUUAUCAUAGAAGUAGGAAUUUUUACAUUCAGCAGUUGUAAACAAAAGGCUAUGAGCAUGUGUGCUGAUGUGUAGUUAUACAGAUGAAUUUGAUCAUUUGUAUUGAAGGUAAACAUACAAUUUAAGAUCAACACUGAUGGAACAUUACAAAAAAGUAAAACAGUCCUAUUGGAGUUUUUUUUUUUCUGUGCCCACCACAGUAGAUUGUUUCAAGGAUUAGAUAUAAGUAAGCUUUUGUUUGUUGAUUUUUAUGUUUUUCUUUUAGAUAUAAAUCAUACACUCAUAUUGGGGAUAUGAAGUUAUUCAAUUAUUUCCCCCUUCCAAGCAAUAGUGUACUGAGUAGAUCUGUUUUUGAUUUACCCAUUACUUUAUACAUGCUGAGGUUUAAUAGGCUGUUGUAUGGUAUGUGUUGUAUGAAAAGUGCAAAAACAUUUUAUGUUAUAUUUCCUGAUUAAUUGAGACUAACCAAUUUAACUGAAGUAAACUACUUGACAUCAAAACUAAUGUAAGGAAUGCCCAUUUGGGAUCAAGUAGAACACAAAUUAACCAGAAGCUGUUGACUCCAGAGGUUCAGGAGUGAGAGGUUUAUGGUGGAUUUAACAUAGUCUUGUGCCUUGAAGUUUAAGUAAUAGAACUUAUCUUUAUACUGUAGUUGUAUUUUUAUUCUGAGUCCUGUGUUUGCCUCUUGUUGGUCUUCAAUGCUUUGGGUGUUCUAGGGAUUUGUAGAGAUCAACCAUAUGUUUGCCUACUAUUAUGUUUCACAAUGGCAUAAUUAAGGUGAAAGGUAUUGGGGCAAUAAUGACAUUGUCAUAAAACAAAAGACAUCUACUUGGUAAUCAUUUAAGGUUGUACAUUUAAGCCACUGGACAAUAUUUGGGUGUAGUGAGAUGUCUCCAUCUUAGAAGAACAUCAAGAAAUUGGCCCACAGCUUGGCUUACAUGGUAUCUUCCAACUCUUGACUUCAAAAUAGGAGAGAAUGACAGAAAUGAGUUCUCCAGCCAUGACCAUUCUGACAAUGAGUUUAAUAUCUGCACUUUAUAAAGUAUGUUGCGUGGCAGGACAUCCAUUACCCUUUUGUAUGUAUUUUUUACCUUUGUCCAAAGUUGUUGUUUUAUUUUCGUAUUUUUAAUUUAGAGGGAAAAGGGAUGAAAAGUUCUAUAUCAACAAAUUUAUUUUAACAAAACAAUCCUAUUAUAGGUGUCAGUGGUUACUCACCAUUUGCCAAGCUAAGUCCUUGCCUUCCUGAAAGUGAAAAGUAUAGUUUGUGUCUACUUUUAUAGUACUGUGUUACUGUAUUAUUUGUUUGCCGUAUGUAACUGAAACAAAAUAGUAAACAACAUUUACCUGC
Messenger RNA from Alosa sapidissima (American shad), 7502 nucleotides. It is a transcript of the gene mecp2, whose product is annotated as methyl CpG binding protein 2. Gene Ontology annotation, molecular function: methyl-CpG binding; chromatin binding; double-stranded methylated DNA binding. Gene Ontology annotation, biological process: negative regulation of transcription by RNA polymerase II. The record is from RefSeq and is a predicted model, not a curated record. NCBI's taxonomy places the organism in Eukaryota, Metazoa, Chordata, Actinopteri, Clupeiformes, Clupeidae. The transcript has 3 exons. Gene Ontology annotation, cellular component: nucleus; heterochromatin. The coding region runs from base 1033 to 2490 and encodes 485 amino acids.